Messenger RNA from Perkinsus marinus ATCC 50983, 1440 nucleotides. RefSeq lists its product as hypothetical. NCBI's taxonomy places the organism in Eukaryota, Perkinsozoa, Perkinsida, Perkinsidae. The record is from RefSeq and is a predicted model, not a curated record. The coding region runs from base 1 to 1440 and encodes 479 amino acids. The transcript has a single exon.
AUGUGUUGUAGUGAAAACAUCGGUAGUACCGCCGCACGAACAUGGAACAUUAGACCCACUGCACACGCUGGGAUUUUUGUAAUACAUGCAAUAGCUACCACUGGAUAUCGAAUCGCAGAAAUCGUCACACAUGAGAUCACCACCAUUAGUCGUUGUUGUGGCACUCGCAGUGGUAAUUGUCGUACUCGUAGUAGUGCUAGGAGUAGUAGUCGUCGUCGUACUCGUAGUAGUGCUAGGAGUAGUCGUCGUCGUCGUACUCGUAGUAGUGCUAGGAGUAGUCGUCGUCGUACUCGUAGUAGUGCUAGGUGUAGUCGUCGUCGUGGUCGUACUCGUAGUAGUGCUAGGAGUAGUGGUGGUCGUCGUGGUCGUACUCGUAGUAGUGCUAGGAGUAGUGGUGGUCGUCGUCGUACUCGUAGUAGUGCUAGGAGUAGUGGUGGUCGUCGUCGUACUCGUAGUAGUGCUAGGAGUAGUGGUGGUCGUCGUCGUACUCGUAGUAGUGCUAGGUGUAGUCGUCGUCGUGGUCGUACUCGUAGUAGUGCUAGGUGUAGUCGUCGUCGUGGUCGUACUCGUAGUAGUGCUAGGAGUAGUCGUCGUCGUGGUCGUACUCGUAGUAGUGCUAGGUGUAGUGGUGGUCGUCGUCGUACUCGUAGUAGUGCUAGGUGUAGUCGUCGUCGUGGUCGUACUCGUAGUAGUGCUAGGAGUAGUGGUGGUCGUCGUCGUACUCGUAGUAGUGCUAGGAGUAGUGGUGGUCGUCGUCGUACUCGUAGUAGUGCUAGGAGUAGUGGUGGUCGUCGUGGUCGUCGUCGUACUCGUAGUAGUGCUAGGAGUAGUGGUGGUCGUCGUGGUCGUCGUCGUACUCGUAGUAGUGCUAGGAGUAGUGGUGGUCGUCGUGGUCGUCGUCGUACUCGUCGUGCUAAGAGUAGUCGUCGUCGUACUCGUCGUCGUACUCGUAGUAGUGCUAGGAGUAGUCGUCGUCGUACUCGUAGUAGUGCUAGGAGUAGUGGUGGUCGUCGUGGUCGUCGUCGUACUCGUCGUGCUAAGAGUAGUCGUCGUCGUACUCGUCGUCGUACUCGUAGUAGUGCUAGGAGUAGUCGUCGUCGUACUCGUAGUAGUGCUAGGAGUAGUGCUAGGAAUAGUCGUCGUCGUACUAGGAGUAGUCGUCGUCGUACUAGGAGUAAUCGUCGUCGUACUAGGAGUAGUCGUCGUCGUACUAGGAGUAGUCGUCGUCGUACUAGGAGUAGUCGUCGUCGUACUAGGAGUAGUCGUCGUCGUAGUGCUAGGAGUAGUCGUCGUCGUACUCGUCGUCGUACUCGUAGUAGUGCUAGGAGUAGUCGUCAUCGUCGUACUCGUAGUGGUAUGAGCAUGAGAGCACCAGGUAUCAUCCCACUCUACAAAUCUAUUACUUCCUUCAGUGUAAUCCCAUACGAUAAGAUCACAUGA